Hibiscus syriacus is the source of this 552-nucleotide messenger RNA. RefSeq lists its product as uncharacterized. The coding region runs from base 1 to 552 and encodes 183 amino acids. Lineage: Eukaryota; Viridiplantae; Streptophyta; Magnoliopsida; Malvales; Malvaceae. The transcript is spliced from 2 exons. The record is from RefSeq and is a predicted model, not a curated record.
AUGUCGGACGCAUCCAUAAUUGGUGAAGAUACACUCGGCGACAGAUGGUUUUCGAUGAAACUUCCCGAGCUUAGUGAGGGUAAGAAAGUGGUCCUAUAUUUGAUCAAAGAGAUAAAGAAGAAAGUUCAGUUGAUCCAGAAUCUGUUAAGAGAAGCUUCAGACAGGAAAAUGUCAUACAUAUACUUAAAGCGUGAAGACAUUGAGUUCGCAGUUGGGGAUAAUAUGUUCCUCAAGGUUUCCCCUUGGAAAAGAGUGCUCCGCUUUGGGCACAAGGGAAAGUUAACCCCGCGCUUUAUAGGACCUCAUGAGGUACUUGAUAGAGUUAGACCGGUGGCUUACAAGUUAGCCUUACCACCAGAGUUGGAAUGCAUCCAGAAUGUGUUCCAUAUAUCUAUGCUCAAAAAUUAUGACUUGGAUCAAUCAAACGUCAUACCCUUAGAGAAGAUAGAGGUCAGUUCAUAUAUGACCUAUUCAAAGGAACCAGUUAGAAUCUUGUCAAGCGAAGUAAAAGAGUUAAGGACCAAGUGGAUUCAUUUGAUAAAGGUGCUAUAG